AUGUCUCAGAACACUGGUCAGUAUCCAUUAGCUACUUCUUCUUUAUCAUCGCCAAGUAAUAACAAUAAACGAACUUUAUCACAUCAACACUUUCUUUUAACCUCAUCAGACUUCAAUACACCUUCAUCGAUUUUGAACACCAGUGAAAAUGAUUCGCCGUCGUUACAAACUCGUACGUCACCUAUUGUCAAUGAUGUUUGUGCGAGUGGCUAUAAUGGGGUCCGAAACCCAUCGAUAACGACGAAAAUUAAGGAUGGUAGCUCUCCUAAUGGUAAUCAUUUUAACGAUAAAUAUGCAUUCAGUCUAGAAUUGACACCACCGGUGGCUAAAGCUAAAAAAGAUUAUAGUCGCAAAUCAAAAUCACAACUCUAUCCAUUUGAAAUGGCAGAAAAUAAUGAAGAAGACCUUCAUUCGCCGUUCGAACUAGAUGUUCCACUAUGUGAGAAUCAAUCAUUGAAAAAAAUUCAAAAUGAUUUUCUUAUUGAUCGAAUGCUAAAAGAUGAUAGUAAUUGUAAUUAUACUUUACUAAACCGAUCAUUAAAUCAACCAUCUUAUACAAAUAUUCUCAAUUAUACAUCACCUCUUCUAACGCCUUCAUCUGAUCAUCAUGAUAUCGAUGCUUUAAGUGAUGCAGGUACAUAUAUAAUUGAAGAUGAUAUCGAUAUUGCUCAUGAUGAUGAACCUGAGCAAGAUAUUGAACAACAAACUGAUAUACAAGAAAACAAUUCACCACCAUCAAUAUCAACAUCAUCGUCAUUUAAACGAUAUGCAGCAACAAAAAGAAACCGACAUGGAACAUUCGAUAUUCAAGGCGUAUUAUCAAAAACACCGCAAUCUGUUAAUCGUCCUAUAGUUGAUCUACACGUCCCGACGCAUGAUUUAUCAUCCUCAUCUUCGUCAGGAACAACUGAUUCAUCGUCUUCGUCGUCUCUUCUUUCAUUACCAACAGAAAACGAUACUAGUAUAUGUAAAGAACCUGAAGGUGCAUCGCAUCAUAUUAUUGAUGAUAAGUCUUCGACAGGUUUAGUUUAUGCAAGACAACGACCAAAUACUCUUUUACCACAACAACAACGCUCUGUAACCCCACCACAGAAUCCAAUAAAACCUGCCGAGUGCUUUGUUAUUUCACCAACAUUUGAAACAAAACCUUUUCCGAGUACAACAAGUAAUCCUCCCAGACGAAAAGUUGAAACUCAAUGGAAGCCAAAAUCAGUAACAUCGGUUGUGCCAACUAAAGAUAUACAUUUCGAAAUUCCAUCAAAAAAUUCUUCACCAUCACCUCCAGUUUCAGCACGUUCGAAUCAAAGUGAUACAGAAAAAUUUUCAUUUCGUCUUCAACAACAACCUACACGUCAGCAUGAUUCUAAACAACAAUCAUCAUCAUCGAACAUGAAAUCUUCACUUCAAAAUACUGAUUUUAUGCCAUCUUCAUCUAAAUCAUCACUUCGGCCACAUUCAAUAAUUAGUGAUCAAACAUCUUCAUCACCAUUUCAACGUAAUUCGUCGAUACGUCAAACAAUGCCAGCAAAUACACAAUAUCAUCGAGCAUUAUCAACAGCAGCAGCCGCAGCGGCAGCAGCAACAGCAGUAAUGACAACAGCACCUAAAUAUAUAGAUGAUAACGAUGAAAUUUUAUCGUCACAUCCAAGUUUAACAAAAGUUUAUAUGAAUAAAUCAUUCGCAUUACGUCGGCAACGUUCCAAUGUAACACCAUCAACAACGAAGCCCGUACAACAACAGGUAGUGUCAAAGGCAUUAACAACACGUCAAACAAUAAAACCAACCACAUCUGUUCCAUCAACAACUGUAACAUCAACAUCAUUAUCGAUAAAUAAUUCAAGUGGACAAACGAAUCGUGCUGUUGAAUUACGUCGUGCACGUGCACAAGCAAAAAUUGAAGAAUUAGCACAACGCACAAGACAUCAAUUACAAAAAACUGAACAACAUAAUGAUGUUAUGAGUGCAUCAUGGCACAGUAAUGCAAGUAGUUCAAGUAAAAAAGAAUUCUCUCAUUUACGAGCGAAUCCUCGAUCAGCUAAUAAUAAUAAUAAUAUUCCACAACAAAGACAAGAUUUAUUACAAACAAGAACCAUAUCAUCAUCAUCGUCAUCACAUCAUCGUUCAUCAUCAGCAAGUCCAAAUCCACUCGGAGAUGGAACAAAAAAAACAGCGAAAUAUCGAAAAGCAAUGGUAUCUAGUGUUACUACAGAAUCUCAAUAUCAGAAAAUGAAUGGAAGUACUUACAGUGAAGGAGAACGGUGUGAUUCGUUACGUGAUGAUGGUCAAAGGUUGGCAAUCAAAUUAAUACAACUUUCAUCAGGAAUAUUAGCAAAAUUGAAACCGAAUAGUGCUGUAGGUGAUAGUGAUUCGAACGUGCGGCAAUUAGAACAACUUGUUGAUCAAUUACAAACGGUUAAUCGAACAUUGACUAAUAUCGAUGCUUCAUUAACCGGUUUGCCCAGUGACGAAAAUCUUACUUAG
This is a messenger RNA of Rotaria socialis, 2481 nucleotides long. The record is from the annotation of a GenBank genome assembly. Lineage: Eukaryota; Metazoa; Rotifera; Eurotatoria; Philodinida; Philodinidae.